AUGAACUCUAAAAGCGAAACUGACGAAGCUUCAAGGGGGAGCGAAGCAUCAUCGUCAAAUUCUGAUCCAACCCCAGACAGUUCAAAAGAGGAUUCAUCACCUAGUUUAUGUUCAGAUUCACAUUCAGAUAAUACUCAGGACAUAAUGAAACGGGCUGCUGCAAAACAGUUGAUUGAAAGAUAUUUCUAUCAGUUGGUGGAUGGGUGCGGCAAUCCUAAUUGCGACAAUAAAUAUUGUGCUUCAAGUGGCGAGGCAAGAAAUUUGACACCAAAUGAAGCAGCGGCCGAAGCAAUAAAAUUGUUUUACAAAGAAGCUCGUCUUUGUGAUAGCUUGCCUAAUAAAGUACCACGUAUUGAAGCUGCAUGCUGUGAAUCUAGUACUAGCAAUACAACAAACACAAAAGAAAAGACAAACAAAGAUGAAAAGAAUUUAAACACGCCAUCAUCUAGUACAGCAUCAGGUCAAAGUGGAGAAAUGAAGGCGGGAACUAGUCAAAGUUUAUCUCAAUUUGUUUAUAAGAAUCUAAGUUUUAGUAAUGGUGCACCACUAACCGAAGACAGAAUGUAUCAAUUAUGUGACGACUGCAUUAACAAUAAAUCUCCCCAAUCUCUAAUAAAGGCUCUCGCUGAAGCAUUUACGCAACCGCCUAUUUUAGCCAGAAGUUUUGCAACUAAAGUGAAUACAGAUCACAUAAGUACUAAAGAGGAAAAGACAGCUAAAGAGUCCAAAGCAAUGUGUUCAAGUGAUCCAGAUAAAGAUAUUGAUUGCUCUUCAAAACCUGCUCUAGAUGUAGCUUCUUGUAGGAGAGCAUUUGAGUACCUUUCUAAAGUGCCAUCAGAGAAGUAUAACUCUACAUUAGUGUUAAUACUAGCGACAUUAGCGGAAUAUAUACAAUUGGACAUUCGCGUAGGGAAGAUGCCGAUAGAUGAUAUAAUUAAUUGUUUUGUGAUUGCGUUUGAAGUGAAGGACCUUGGUUGUAGUGACUAUUUAGAAGUUGCCUUACCAGCUCUUUGUGAUGCUGCUGAACAUUUGCCAAUAAAAGGCCAAGCGAAAUUGGCACGCAUUUGGGGUCAAGAGUGCAAGGAAAGCCUGAGACACAUACUAGAAAUGUUGCAGCAGUUAAUCACCCUGAGAGUUAUCUCGACACAUUACACAAGAACCUUCCAGGUGCAAGAUGACGAAAGCGUCACAAAAGCUACUAAACUUAUGAAGAUAGUCUACUAUGCGAACAUGAUAGCUGGUGUCAUGGAACCCAAUACGUUACGAGAGGAACCAGUCGUUAUUACCAACCAAUUGGACCCCCUUGGGGACGCUUUGGAUCAUCUUUAUCCCUUAUCAUCUAUUAAAAACUCAAAACACUCGCAGCCUAAAGAUCCUUUAGCUAUUGAAUUAGGUGUAAAUGUACUAGACGCUAGAAAACCAUAUUUGCCUUUCGAAGAGUUUUACAAUGAGCCACUCAGUGAUACUAUUGAAAUGGAUGUCGACUUUGCCAACUAUAAAACGGAUACUAGUGGGGGUAAAAAGUUCUCAUUCCUGAAAUAUCCGUUUAUAUUGACCGCUGCGACCAAGUCCUUAGGUCUUUAUUACGAGAACCGUAUCAGAAUGUAUUCGGAACGACGGGUGUCCUUGUUGCACGCAGUGGUUGGGGCCUCGCCCCCGAUGCCAUUCCUAAAACUCAAAGUGAGAAGGUCACAUAUCAUUGAUGACGCUUUGGUCGAGUUGGAAAUGAUAGCAAUGGAACGCGCGUUAGAUCUGAAGAAGCAAUUGGUGGUAGAGUUUGAAGGCGAACAAGGUGUGGAUGAGGGCGGUGUCAGCAAGGAGUUCUUUCAACUCAUUGUCGAAGAGAUCUUCAACCCUGAUUAUGGCAUGUUCACGCAGCAGGUCGAUUCUCAUACAGUAUGGUUCAACCCCACGUCUUUUGAGACGGAAGCCCAAUUCACCCUUAUAGGCAUCGUUCUUGGCCUAGCUAUAUACAAUAAUAUUAUACUAGCUGUUAAUUUCCCCAUGGUCGUGUAUAGAAAGCUCAUGGGGAAAAAGGGGUCAUUUGAGGAUUUAGCUGAUUGGAAUCCUAUUCUGUAUAAUGGCCUAAAAGAUAUGCUGGACUACACUGGUGCUGAUUUGACGGACGUGUACUAUCAGACGUUCAGGAUAUGCUAUACAGAUGUGUUCGGAAACAACAUAUUUCACGAUCUCAAAGAAAAUGGCGACAGUUUAUUUGUAACGCAAGAGAACAAACAGGAGUUUGUAGAGUUAUACGCAGAGUUCCUCCUAAAUAAAUCUGUAGAAACGCAGUUCAAGGCAUUUAGGCGAGGUUUCGUCAUGGUCACAGAUGAGAGCCAGCUCACAACUCUGUUUAGGGCGGAAGAAGUUGAGACGUUAGUUUGUGGUAGUAAGAAUUUCGACUUCAACGAACUAGAAAAAUCGACGGAGUACGACGGAGGCUACACGUCCGACUCCACGACAAUCAAAGACUUCUGGAGCAUCGUCCACAGUCUGUCCUUGGAGGACAAACGGAAGUUGCUCCAGUUCACAACCGGCUCAGACCGCGUCCCCGUCGGCGGGCUGAGCCACUUGAAACUAGUUAUAGCCAGAAAUGGACCAGACUGUGAUCGCCUACCGACCGCCCACACUUGCUUCAACGUCCUCCUGCUCCCGGAGUACGAGAACAAGGACAAACUCCAAGACAGACUGAUGAAGGCAAUAAGUUACUCAAAAGGCUUCGGGAUGCUUUAA
This is a messenger RNA of Leptosia nina, 2733 nucleotides long. The record is from the annotation of a GenBank genome assembly. NCBI's taxonomy places the organism in Eukaryota, Metazoa, Arthropoda, Insecta, Lepidoptera, Pieridae.